Messenger RNA from Trifolium pratense (red clover), 830 nucleotides. RefSeq names its product ATP synthase subunit d, mitochondrial. Bases 80 to 586 code for a protein of 168 amino acids. Gene Ontology annotation, molecular function: proton transmembrane transporter activity. The record is from RefSeq and is a predicted model, not a curated record. NCBI's taxonomy places the organism in Eukaryota, Viridiplantae, Streptophyta, Magnoliopsida, Fabales, Fabaceae. The transcript has 5 exons. Gene Ontology annotation, biological process: proton motive force-driven ATP synthesis.
UCAAGGUGCGAGGCGAGUUCAGAGCAUAAGCAAACAACACAUCGAGAAUCAUAAUCGCGUUUGAGAAGCGAAAGCGAAAAUGAGCGGAACAACCAAAAAAGUGGCGGAUGUAGCAUUCAAGGCCGGACGGAACAUCGAUUGGGAAGGGAUGGCUAAGCUUCUCGUCUCCGAUGAAGCUCGCCGUGAAUUCUUCAAUCUCCGUCGUGCUUUCGAUGAGGUUAACACUCAGCUCCAAACAAAAUUCAGUCAGGAGCCUGAGCCCAUAGACUGGGAAUAUUAUAGAAAAGGGAUUGGCACUCGUUUGGUGGAUAUGUACAAGGAGCAUUAUGAGAGCAUUGAGAUCCCCAAGUUUGUCGACACCGUAACUCCUCAAUAUAAGCCUAAAUUUGAGGCACUGUUGGUUGAGCUUAAGGAAGCAGAAGAGAAAUCUCUGAAAGAGUCUGAGCGUUUGGAAAAGGAAAUUGCUGAUGUGCAAGAGUUAAAGAAAAAGCUUAGCACCAUGACAGCGGAUGAGUACUUUGAGAAGCAUCCUGAGCUGAAGAAGAAAUUUGAUGAUGAAAUUAGGAACGAUAACUGGGGCUAUUGAUUUUCAGAACUUCAAAGCGUAGCGAAACAUCCGAAGUUGAUGUUUUCCUUGCUUGUUUAAUAAAUAAUAACUACAUUAAUUUUUUGUAACUUGGUUCUCUUCAGUUUAAAAGGUUCUUCGCAUUUCCAUUUUUGAAGUUGUCAAAAUUUUAUGGUGUUGCAGUCGUCAUUUUAGAAACUGCUAUCGAAUGGUUUCAUUUCAGACACCCAAUUUCUGGAAAAUGUUUUGCGGUUUUGUUUAUAAA